This is a messenger RNA of Magnolia sinica, 1632 nucleotides long. Its product is annotated as cytochrome P450 71A1-like. Bases 64 to 1575 code for a protein of 503 amino acids. Lineage: Eukaryota; Viridiplantae; Streptophyta; Magnoliopsida; Magnoliales; Magnoliaceae. The record is from RefSeq and is a predicted model, not a curated record. Gene Ontology annotation, molecular function: oxidoreductase activity, acting on paired donors, with incorporation or reduction of molecular oxygen; iron ion binding; heme binding. The transcript is spliced from 2 exons.
CACUACACUAAAGGAAGAGACCACUAUCUCAUAGCCCUCAAACCAAUCAGUUUAGAAGAUCCAAUGACUCUCAGCACCACCCUCUCAGCAUGGCUUCCUCUUCUUCUAAUGAUUAUAAUCCCUUCUCUUCCUCUCUUCCUUUUCAUACAGAAAAGGAAUCGUAAAAGAACCUCAAAGCUCCCUCCAGGUCCAUCUGGCCUUCCCAUCUUUGGCAACCUGCACCAGCUCACUUCCUUGCCUCAUCGCAAGCUCUGGCUACUCUCUAGAAAGUAUGGCCCACUCAUGCAUUUGCAACUGGGCCAUGUACUGACCCUCAUCGUUUCUUCUGCGAGAAUUGCCAAGGAGGUCAUGAAAUCUCAAGAUCUUCAUUUCUGCAGCCGGCCGGCACUCGUCUCAUUCAAAAAACUCUCUUACAAUUUCUCAGAUGUGUCUUUUGCACCCUACGGUGAGUACUGGCGACAGAUCCGCAAGAUCGGCAUGGUUGAGCUGCUUAGCACGAGAAGGGUGCAAUCCUUUCGAGAUGUUCGAGAGGAUGAAGUUGCAAGAAUGGUUACUUCGAUUUCUUCUUCUUCUUCAGUACAUGUCAAUCUGAGUGAGAUGAUGAUUUCUCUCGCCUGCAACAUAGUUUGUAGGGCUGCUUUUGGUAAGAGCUACAAUGAAGGAAAUGAACAUGAGAAGAUGGAAUUUCAUGGAGUGCUUAAGGAGGCAGCGAUCACGUUUGGGAGUUUCUUUGUUGCUGAUUAUUUGCCAUGGAUGUGGUGGGCCGAUGUGAUCACAGGGUUGAAUGGACGGCUGGAGCGGAUUUUCUCCAAAUUGGAUGCUUUUUAUGAACGAAUCAUCAACGAGCAUCAGGAUCGGAAUAGGCCUGAAGCUGAGGCGGAUGACUUUGUUGAUGUGCUGCUUCAAGUGCAGCAGGAAUACCAUCUCACUAGAGAUCAAAUCAAGGGAAUAAUCAUGGAUGUUUUACUUGCAGGAACAGAUACAAGCUCGACACUAGUGGUUUGGGCAAUGACAGAGCUUAUGAUGAACCCAAAAGCAAUGAAGAAAUCACAAGAUGAAGUUAGAAGAAUUGUUGGGAAUAAAGGAAAAGUGGAAGAAAGUGAUCUAAAUCAACUUGAAUACCUUAAGUCAGUGGUAAAAGAGACAAUGCGAUUGCAUCCUCCAACCCCACUUCUGGUUCCUCGAGAAACAACCCAAGAUUGUAAGAUUGACGGAUUUGACAUUGCCGGAAAGACUAGGGUCUUUGUGAAUGCAUUUGCCAUUGGAAGAGACCCCGAGUCGUGGAAAAACCCAGAAGAGUUCUUGCCAGAGAGAUUCAUUGGCAGCACCAUCGACUAUAAGGGCCAAGAUUUUGAGCUCAUACCAUUUGGAGCAGGUCGGAGAAGUUGUCCUGGGAUCUAUUUCGCAGCCAUGACUUAUGAGCUCGCUCUUGCGAAUCUUCUCUAUUCUUUUAACUGGGAUUUUCCAGCUAGUACGAGCAAAAAGCACAUAGAUAUGACUGAAGUAUUCGGGCUUGUAGUGCAGAAGAAAUCUGAUCUUUGCCUUGUGCCUACCAAAUAUAGCAAAUUUGGUUAAUGGAAAAACUGAAAAAUAGAUGUUUCACAUAUGAGAAAUGAAGAUACGAUAACUAUA